Molecule: messenger RNA, 1363 nt
Organism: Daphnia pulex (common water flea)
Lineage: Eukaryota; Metazoa; Arthropoda; Branchiopoda; Diplostraca; Daphniidae
Product: ADP-ribose pyrophosphatase, mitochondrial-like
Exons: 8
Coding region: 146-1009 (287 amino acids)
Molecular function (GO): ADP-ribose diphosphatase activity
Source: RefSeq, a predicted model, not a curated record
GCAAGUUUGCAACAUAGGAAUAAUCGCUCAAUAUGAUGGUAAACAGAAAAAAGUGUUGUCUUGACGACGUUUAAAUAACAAGAAAUAACGUUCGCAGGAAAUCAUCUCGACGUUUAUACUCGGAUUUGUUUCUAUUGCAUCAAAAAUGACGACUUGGAGCAAUAAAAUACACUCUAAAUGUAGAGGUGAAAUAUACCCUCGUUCAGAUCAAAAGCGACUCAUCGUUCCUAUUGAUAAAGUCAAAUGGUCUGUUUCAUGGCCAGAUUACGAUCCACCUGCAUAUACAUCAAAAUCAUUAAAUGGACAACCUUGGGCUGAUUUAGAAAUAAGUGAACAAUUUUCUCCUAAAUUUAAUGAGGUAGAACAUGAUGAAUAUGUAGUUAGAAAUAGAGUCAGCUACAUGGGAGACUACCAGAUCGCAAAUGGAUAUCCACUUAAUCCAGUUGGCAGAACUGGACUGAAAGGAAGAGGUGUUUUGGGUCGCUGGGGUCCAAAUCAUGCUGCUGAUUUUAUUCUAACGCGCUGGUUGAGAGACCAAGCAAAUGGCCAAAAGAUUUUGAAUGAAGAUACCAAAAAACCUAUCCUUCAGUUUGUCGGUAUCCAACGGCGUAAGGGGGAUGAAUGGGCUAUUCCAGGCGGCAUGGUUGAUGCUGGAGAAGAUCCUGCUCAUGCUGCUCAGAGAGAAUUUUUAGAAGAAGCUAUGGAUAGUGAAAAUUUAGAACAAAACGAACUAGAAGAUAUCAUGAAACUAGUCAAGGAAAUGUUUGAUCAAGGGCUAUUGAUUUAUCAAGGUUACGUUGAUGACUCCAGAAAUACAGACAAUGCAUGGAUCGAGACUUCGGCAAUAAAUUGCCAUGCUGAAUUUCAAGAGGUCGAUCAUUGGCAUUUGAAAGCUGGGAGUGAUGCGAAAAAUGUAGCAUGGAUAGAGAUAACAUCAUCAUUGAAUCUUUUCGCUAGUCACAUUGAUUUGAUAGAAGCUGUUGCUAAUCGCCAUCAAGCCCACUGGUGAUAUGUAAUGGUGUAUAAUAUUCAAUAGUUGUUGUUUUUCCUAUUGAAUAACCCGCACUUGCGAUAAAAUAAACUUGGAACUUGGUAAGAAAGUUGUUGGUCAACGCGAAGUUUAUUUUCAAAAAAGUGUAUUCUGCCCCCAAGUCGAAGUAAGAACGGAUUGCUUUACGGAGGAAACAUAACCAAAAAGUAGAGGUGACAGCAGCAUUAGUUUUCAUCGAACCGAGCGAACAACUUUGUUUCCAAUAGAAACAAAGGAGUGAAAGUACGGUAGGGUAAUAAUAGAAGUGAUCAAGACCACAAGAGGAAUUCGAGAGAAUUGAUGGUGACAAUUGGUUCUAACCGAAUUUUCCGA